Molecule: messenger RNA, 3129 nt
Organism: Boeremia exigua
Lineage: Eukaryota; Fungi; Ascomycota; Dothideomycetes; Pleosporales; Didymellaceae
Product: SNF2 family N-terminal domain-containing protein
Exons: 5
Coding region: 1-3129 (1042 amino acids)
Cellular component (GO): cytoplasm
Molecular function (GO): ATP-dependent chromatin remodeler activity; metal ion binding; ATP binding
Source: RefSeq, a predicted model, not a curated record
AUGGCGACCAACUGGAUAUCGCCUCAGCAGCUGCAAUGCAACAUUGAUCUAAUCGAAGACCUUCUACAAAAGAAUGGACCGGAUUACCUAGACCGACCAUUUUACGAGGAUAUGCUCGAAGAACAGUACGCCGAGCUAGCAUAUGUCCAGAGUAACCAGGCUGCUGCUAGGACUCAGAUGCACAGCAAUCAAGUCAAUCUUGAGCCACCUCAGAUGACACGGCCCGUCUCGCCUGCCUCAUCGUCGGGCGCUUCACGAAAGCGAAGUAUCGGGUACAAUGCCACGUACCCUGACUCAAAGCGGCCGAGCGUGAAUCCAAGUCCUCUCACGCCAAACACUCCAAAUUCGGUAUACUCCGAGCCCACGGAUCAUCGCUCAGCAUACGCCAGUUCGAGCCGCCAGCAGGCUCUGCCCCUCGAGCUUCCAGCGCAAGGCUAUCAAGGUUCGAAUCGCCAGCAAAUACUACCUUAUGCUUCAGGUCGCCCGGCACCACCGAACGUGAUUGACCUGACAGAAUCCAAUCCGCCCACGCCAGACCCAUUUCCUGAGCUUGAACAUGCUUUUCUGAGCGGUGCCCCUCAGCCAAUGGACGCGUUCGCGCAGGAGUUCAUGCCCGAGCAGGAGCUUGCGCAGUUCCUGCUGGCCCCGACUCCAGCCGGCACAAGCUAUGCGUUUCAGCAACCGCUGCCCAUUCAUCAACAUGUAGCUGGCGCGGCUUACGGUGCUUACGAAGCCCCAGAAGUGCCCCUCUACAUCGGUAACGCCGAUAAGCCAUGGGCGCCGAGCGACAACGAGGACGAGUAUGGCGCACCUCUUACCGUGGAUGAGGCUCAGGCGGUUGAAAAUCUCCUCGGUAACGUUUCAGCUCACGAUGCUGAGGAUGCGCCCGAGCGCCGCGAACAGACGCCCCGCAUCAUGUGUUCUGCACUCAAGGAAUAUCAGAAGAUCGGACUCACCUGGCUUAUGAAGAUGGAGACUGGCACCAACAAGGGCGGCAUCUUGGCGGACGGCAUGGGCUUGGGAAAGACUGUGCAAGCGAUAUCACUCAUCUGUGCUCGGCCAUCUGAUGACCCGCGUCGCAAGACAACGCUCAUCAUUGCACCUGUUGCGCUGAUGCGGCAAUGGGAAAAGGAGAUCGAGCGCCACGUCGACCCGAGACAUAGACUCAGAGUAUAUGUCUAUCAUGGCACUAGUGGCAAGAACGCAGACUUUGCCAAACUCCGACAGUUCGAUGUAGUCCUGACAACCUUUGGCAUUCUAACCUCGGAGCUCAAACAGAAGGAGAGAAAGGAAUCAGCGAGGCACGUGGAGGAGCAGAGAACCGGCAUCCGUCGCAAACCGAAAGAUAAGUUGGCUCUGCUAGGGCCGGAAUGCAUGUGGUACCGCAUCAUCAUCGAUGAAGCACAAUGCAUCAAGAACAGACAGACUGCUGCUUCCAAGGCCGCUCACGAGCUAAUGGCUAUGCACCGGGUGGUCAUGACCGGAACGCCGAUGAUGAACUCGAUCGAUGAACUGUUUCCGCUGAUCCGCUUCCUCCGCAUCCCUCCAUACGACGACUGGUCGAGGUUCAACCAAGACUUCAGUAAGCCACUGCGAAACACACAUUCUGAUACCCGAAAACGCGCCAUGCAGCGUGUGCAAGUCCUGCUAAAAUCAUUGAUGCUUCGACGUCAGAAAGAUUCCAUUGUCGAUGGCGAGAUUGUCUGCAAACUUCCGCCGAAACACCUCUCGAAGGAGGCUGUCGAGUUCAGUGACGCAGAGAUGGAACUAUAUAGGGCACUCGAGAACAAGUCGCAGAUUCAACUGAACAAGUACCUCGAGAGGGGCACGCUGUCAGCCAACUAUGCAAACGUCCUCGUCUUACUACUCCGUCUGCGCCAAGCCUGCUGCCACCCGCAUCUUAUCAAAGAUCUCAGCCAGCCUGCAACCGAGAACAUCGCAGAGGACGACCUCUUAAGUCGGGCCGGAGCCUUGCACGAGGAUGUGGUAAACCGACUGAAGACCACUGACGAUUUUGAGUGUCCUGUUUGUUUCGACGUUGACCUAAACCCGACGAUCAUAGUGCCCUGUGGUCAUACAGUCUGUGGAGAAUGUGUGCAGAAGCUCGUCGAUCCAACACGUGGCAUUAGGGAUGGCCAUGAGCAUGUCGGCGCUGCAAAGUGCCCCCAAUGUCGUGGCGAGCUGAAGGCCGCCAUGAUUACCGACUACAAACACUUUUGCAAGGUGCACGCUCCGGAGAAGCUUGAGGAGGCCGAUCGAGCUUCUUCGGAGGAACCAGUGAAUGACGAAUCCGACUCUGAUGACUCUGAUGACGAUGACGAGGGUGAAGACGUCGACAAGAACGGUAAUCUCGUUGACUUUGUUGUUCCCGAUGAGGAAGAGUCAGAGUAUGAGGCCGAGACAUCAGAUGUCAACGAUGACGAAGCUUCAGUUCCCGCUCCCUCUGUGAAGUCUAAGAAGAAAGCGAAGAGCAAGAGCAAGAGCAAGGGCAAAGCCAAAGCCAAGCCGAAAGUCACUUUGGCACAACUCAAGAAAGACUCUCUCCGUAGCAAAGCUGCCAAGCAGAAGUACCUCCGCCGCUUGCGCAAGAAUUGGGUGUCUUCUGCCAAGAUCGAGAAGACGAUGGAGCUCGUGAGCGAUAUUGCCGCGAACGACCCUACCGACAAGAUCCUCAUCUUUAGUCAGUUCACGUCGCUGCUUGAUUUGCUUGAAGUUCCAAUGUACGAGAGACGGCUGCGGUACCAGCGCUAUGACGGAAGUAUGACGAUGGGCGAUCGAGCGGAUGCCGUUGAGAGGUUCAUGGACGAUCCUGACGAAAAGAUCAUGUUGCUAUCGCUCAAGGCCGGCAACGCGGGUCUCAACCUUGCGAAGGCGUCCCAGGUCAUCAUCCUGGACCCGUUCUGGAAUCCCUACGUCGAAGAGCAGGCCAUUGACCGUGCCCACCGCAUGCCCCAGCGCAAAGAGGUCACGGUCCAUCGCGUUUUGGUUCCUGAGACGGUUGAGGAUCGCAUCUGCGAGAUCCAAGACAAGAAGCGCCAAAUGAUCGACACUGCUCUAGACGAGACAAGCAGCAAGGGCCUGACCCGUCUCGGUGCGCGUGAGCUUAGGUACAUUUUCGGCAUGGGCUAG